UUUGCAAAUCUAAAUACACUAGCUAUCAGCAAUCCUCACUCUCCAUUCUCUUAUCAUUGUUUCUGCAGUAUUUAUCUUUUCAAGAAAUGGGAAAACUGCUUCUUGCAUUUGCAAUCUGGCUGCAAUUCUGCAACUAUUUUGCUAUCAAUGUUAAUGCAUUUGCCCCAUCAGGAUGGAUGAAAGGUCAUGCUACAUUUUAUGGAGGAAGUGAUGCCUCAGGAACUAUGGGAGGGGCUUGUGGAUAUGGAAACUUGUAUUCUACUGGUUAUGGGACUAGGACUGCUGCUUUAAGCACUGCUUUAUUCAAUGAUGGAGCUUCAUGUGGAGAAUGCUACAGAAUUAUGUGUGAUUUUCAAACGGAUUCCAGAUGGUGUAUUAAAGGCAGGUCUGUGACUAUUACUGCAACAAAUUUCUGCCCCCCGAAUUUUGCUCUUCCAAACAACAAUGGAGGCUGGUGCAACCCUCCCCUCCAGCAUUUCGAUAUGGCCCAGCCUGCUUGGGAAAAGAUUGGUAUUUAUAGGGGAGGGAUCGUGCCUGUUUUGUUCCAAAAGGUUCCUUGCAAGAAGCAUGGUGGAGUCAGAUUCACUAUUAAUGGAAGAAACUACUUUGAGCUCGUAUUGAUUACCAAUGUAGCUGGAGCUGGAUCCAUUCAAUCUGUGUCCAUUAAAGGCUCAAAAACAGGCUGGCUGGCAAUGUCAAGAAACUGGGGGGCUAAUUGGCAAUCUAAUGCUUAUCUCAAUGGCCAAUCUUUGUCCUUUAAGGUCACAACUACUGAUGGACAGACUCGAUUCUUUACAGACAUUGUUCCAGCAAAUUGGGGGUUUGGCCAGACUUUCCAAAGCUCAGUACAGUUCUAAAUUAAUCAUCAGCAGCUUUAGAGUUCAACCUCUAAAUUGGCUGAGGCGUGCUUAUAAUUUUACUAGAGCAGCCCGCCACAAUUUUUUCUUUUUCUUGAUGUUGGCCGGGACAGUACUGUUCUGGCUCUGGAUUGUGCUUUGAAGAGGGAGGGUGAGGAUCAGGCGAUCCCGUGAACUCAAGGCUAGCUGCUCCUGCGCUGUUGUGCUUUCCAAUCCAAGGAAGCAAAUUAAGCUCGACACGGAACAUUUGGAGAUCAGGGAUUUGCAGAGUAGUAUAUAGUUGCGGCUUAAUAAGAAGCGCAAUCAAUUUGCAGCUUAAUCAUAUAAAUAAUAACUUUAUCUGGGUUAUCUUAAGCUUGUAAAAUAAAAGAUUUCUUUUUUCUUUUUCCAAUUCAUAUGCUUGUAACAUGAUUCUAUGAGAUACAAGAAUCGAUCCACCAAUAGAUUUGAUGAC
This is a messenger RNA of Populus nigra (black poplar), 1311 nucleotides long. Its product is annotated as expansin-A11-like. Gene Ontology annotation, biological process: plant-type cell wall organization. Lineage: Eukaryota; Viridiplantae; Streptophyta; Magnoliopsida; Malpighiales; Salicaceae. The record is from RefSeq and is a predicted model, not a curated record. The transcript is spliced from 3 exons. Bases 87 to 857 code for a protein of 256 amino acids. Gene Ontology annotation, cellular component: extracellular region.